Messenger RNA from Hippopotamus amphibius kiboko, 2343 nucleotides. RefSeq names its product frataxin (gene FXN). The coding region runs from base 33 to 686 and encodes 217 amino acids. Gene Ontology annotation, cellular component: mitochondrion. Lineage: Eukaryota; Metazoa; Chordata; Mammalia; Artiodactyla; Hippopotamidae. The transcript is spliced from 5 exons. Gene Ontology annotation, biological process: iron incorporation into metallo-sulfur cluster; intracellular iron ion homeostasis. The record is from RefSeq and is a predicted model, not a curated record. Gene Ontology annotation, molecular function: ferric iron binding; 2 iron, 2 sulfur cluster binding; iron chaperone activity.
GGAGGGCGGAGCAGCCGCAGAUCGCGAGGAGCAUGUGGACGCUCGGGCGCCGCGCGGCUGCCAACCUCCUGCCCCGCUCGGCGUCCCCGGGCUCUGCCCAGGCCCGCGCCGGGGCCCCGCUGCCGACGAAGGACCCCCCGCCCUCCGGCCGCCGAGGCCUGCGCACCGGGACCGCCGCUGCCCGCGCACGCAGCCAGCCGAGUCUGAACCUCUGCUCCCUCAACCAGAUUCUGAAGAACAAAAAGCAGAGUGUCUGUUGGAUGAAUUUGAGGACAGCGGGAACUUUGGGUGACACUGGCUCUCUGGACGAUACCACCUACGAAAGACUGGCCGAGGAGACACUGGACUCCUUAGCAGAGUUUUUUGAGGACCUUGCCGACAAGCCUUACACAUUUGAAGACUAUGAUGUCUCCUUUGGGAGUGGUGUCUUAACAGUUAAACUGGGUGGAGAUCUAGGAACCUACGUGAUCAACAAGCAGACCCCAAAUAAGCAAAUCUGGUUAUCCUCACCAUCCAGUGGCCCCAAGCGAUACGACUGGACUGGGAGAAACUGGGUGUACUCCCACGACGGUGUGUCCCUCCAUGAGCUGCUGGCCACAGAGCUGACUCAAGCCUUAAAAACCAAACUGGACUUAUCUUCUCUGGCCUACUCUGGGAAAGGCACUUGCUGCCCAGCCCAAUGCUAAAGACAUUAAAAGCUCUAAUGCCCAGACCCCAGCUUUGUUCUGCAGCUGAAUGGCUAGUUUUUUCCAUCCCUGCUUUUGAGGACAGUUGCAGUGUGUUUAACGGCUCUGUGCAAAAACUGUGUCGCCUCCUGCCCUGUCUCUGAGUUCAGAUUUUUAACUUUCAUAGAGUUUUUUUGGAUUUAUUGUCUGAUUUCUUCCCUUACAUGACAGCCCUUAUCUUUCGUAAUGUCUGUAUGCCCACACCUUUAUAUAUAACCUCACAACAAAGAAAGAGAAGAAGGACAGUUUCCAGGAGGAGAAAUGAAUUGGCGCCACUGUUCAUUCUUUGAAGGACUUACUACAAAAACUGCACGAAGAGCAGCUGGCCAACCUUGCCAUCCUGUCUUAAAAUGAAACUCAUUAAAGGGAAGCCUAGAACAUUCCUGCCCCUCUUGAAAGUGUAAACACUUCGAAGCCCUUUAGUAUUGAAGCAUCAGUGGCAACACAGGAAUUCUCAAACUGAAGACCAUUUUCUCUUUGUGUUUUGUGACUGCCAGGGUAUGGCCCACAUGGGGUAACACGGGGACAUGUGGUGCAGUGUCUUCCAUACAUGCUUAUAUAUGUACACACAUUUACAUGUGUGUAUACAUAUAUAUGUGUGUGUAUUUUUUUUUAUUAAGGGUCCGUUUAGAGUAAGCUAUUGCAACAAUGGUCUGGGAAAGCAAAAAAACCUUCCAAAGAUGAGGGGGAAGAGAGCCAUCUCCAUAAGCUCAUGGAUAUAGCAUAAUAAACUAGGUCAUGGGCUUCCUAGGUGGCGCAGUGGUUGAGAAUCCGCCUGCCAAUGCAGGGAACACGGGUUCGAUCCCUGCUCCAGGAAGAUCCCACAUGCCAUGGAGCAACUAAGCCUGUACGCCACAACUACUGAGCCUAUGCUCUUAAAAAAAAAAAAAAAAAAGAAUAAACUAGGUCAUGGAGCUGAGGAGAUGCUUGGUAAAUUGUGAAAGGCCACAUAAGUGAAAAGAUGAUGGUGUUAAUGCGAGGAACCCUGGCCUUACACUUGGCCCACCCAAAAGUGGUUUUCUGUCUCUGGGCAAGUUUCUCGAACUCCCUGGACCUCUUUUCCCGUGUUUACAGAGAGGGUUAAACUGGAUAGAAUAUAGUCAUCGAUUCCCAGUUCAGGCAUUUAGUGGUCCUGUCAGGCAACCUAACAGGCCAGCUUUAAUUCCCUCUAGUAGAGGAGGUGACACUGAACAGUUUUUUUAAGCUAUACAGUAAGUAUAUGGAUUUGGGUUUCACUCUACUUGAAUUUCAGUUGAAUUCAUGUUCCAGUGAUCAUUUUUUAUUGUGCCAUUACUGUGCUCAGCCUGUGCUGUAGGUUCAGGUGUUGAUCCUAACCCCCAAUCACAGCCCUCACAAAUGAGAUUAGUGCCCUUGUAAAAGAGAACCCAGAGAGCUCCCUCAGCCCUUUCACCACAGCGAGAAGACAGCUGUCUGUGAACCAGGAAGCAGGCCUUCACCAGACACCCCGUCUGCGGGGGCCAGCCUCCAGACCUAUGAGAAAUAAAUUUCUGUUUAUAAGGCAUCCAGUCUCUGGUAUUCUGUUACGGCAGCCCUGAUGGACUAGAACAGCCUGCUACACCAUAUGACUUCGUUUGAAUUGUUACCGACCGCCAUUUUA